This is a messenger RNA of Camellia sinensis, 825 nucleotides long. The record is from RefSeq and is a predicted model, not a curated record. Lineage: Eukaryota; Viridiplantae; Streptophyta; Magnoliopsida; Ericales; Theaceae.
AUGGCUAUCUUUGGACGUAAAGCCAUUUUUAUAAAUGGACAUGAUGUUUCUUCCAUAGAGAAGACUGGGGCUAAUAUUGCUGAGCUGCUCUUGAAGGCCAUUGAUUAUGUUCGCCCUUCCAAUGUGGUCCAAGUUAUGACAGAUAAUGUUUCCAAUUACAAGGCUGCAGGUGCGAUAAUUCAACGAAAGCAUGCCCAUAUUUUUUGGUCUGGUUAUAUGGCUCAUACCUUAAAUCUGUUGAUAAAGGAUAUAGCUAAAAGUGAGGAUUCAUUGCUGUCAUUUGUUGAUAAGUCUUAUGAAAAAAGGAAAUAUCAAGACUAUCUUUCUGAUGAUCUUGCAAUUGAUGAUUUGGUUCAACAAUUUGUGGUGGCAAGAUGGGAUAAAAUGAACAUUUCUUUACAUUGCCUUGGAUAUGUUCUUGUUUCUAAGUACUACACAAAUUAUAGGCUUUCACAACCAACUCCUGGUGGUGUGAGUAGGAAGAAGCCUUAUUUUGAUAAAGAGGUGCAAACAGGAUAUCUUCAAUCAAUUGAAAAAAUUGUUGUUGACCAAAAUAAAGCUUCUUUGAUACGCCAUCAAAUCAACGAUUUUGUAAGUAACAAAGUUGUUUUUGCACAACCCUCAGCUGUGAAAGAUAGAGCAAUCAUGAUUACAUUAUCAUGGUGGCAUAUGUAUGGUGGGGCUGCUCCUGAAUUGUUCUCAUUGUCUGUGAAGGUUUUGUCUCAAAGUGUAAACACUUCUUGUGCUAAGAAAUGUUGGAGUACCUAUUCCUACAUUCACAAUUUGAAAAAGAACAAGUUGAAUGUGGAUGAGCUGAAAAAUUAG